UCUAAGAAUUUAGGAAAUGCCAGGUAUAAUAAGGAUAAAAGGACAACAAAAUAAAAGUUUUAAUGCUCCGUGAUAAGGAAAAGGUUUGAGUUGAACUGUAGACAAGUGAUUUAAAGUAUUCUAAAUAUUUUAGAUUAUCGCUAGAAAACUACAAUCCGAUGCAACACGCUUUUAGGCACUUCCUUGUCCUGUGGAGAGGAUGAAAUCGUGACGUCGGCGGAUUGGUUUGGUGGUAACAGCGCCACGAAGGAAACCUUCGACCGACCUGAAGAACGAACGCGGAGACGCCGGGAGAGCACAGUUCAUUCACUUGAUACUGCGUUGUAGCAGGCUAAAAUAGCGACAACAGCCAGUGACGAUUGAUGAAAAUGCUUUGCUAGGAAUCACAGGUUUAGGCUGGUGAUAAACUCUGCAGCGCCGCACUAGGGGGUUCACAUAGCUCCGACAGACUAUCCCCGCCGCUGUCCAUUCGCCGUCUAUGUCUCCGAGUUUCAAGCGUGCGUGGCCAUGUCCUCGGUGAACAAGAAUGAGGAGCAGAGAUGGGUGCCAACUCACGUGCAGGUAUUAGUAGUACGGGCUCGUGGGUUACGCGCCAAAGGCAAACAUGGCACGAGCGAUGUAUACACCCUUAUCCAAGUGGGCAAGGAGAAAUACUCCACGUGCGUUAUGGAGAAAACCACAGAGCCGGAAUGGGGAGAGGAAUGCUCGUUCGAGCUGUUGCCGGGAAUCCUGGAGGAAGGAGGCCGCGAUGUAUGUCCUCCAGGGAACUGUGAUUUGACCCUCACCGUGAUGCAUCGAGCUCUUAUCGGGCUAGAUGUGUUCCUGGGCCAGGCCGUUAUACCGUUGGAUAAGGCAUUCAACGACAGGACAUGCAUGAAAAACGAGUGGUGCAGGCUUCACUCUAAGACUGGCAAGAAGGAGAAGGAGAGAGGCGAGCUGCAGGUGACUGUGCAGUUUACGCGUCACAACCUGACGGCCAGCAUGUAUGACCUCAGCUUGAAGGACAAGCCUCGCUCCGCCUUCAUCAGGCUGCGUGAGCGCAUGCGUGCGCGAAAGCGCAACAACGACGAGGAGUCCUCCUCGGCCAUCGUGCCCGGGGGCUAUGGGGUGCUAACCCGUGUGAGGGGGCGGCUGCCGAGUGAUGGGGGUGGGGAGGAAGACUAUGAGGACGAUGAAGGUGGUGAGCUGAGAAGGAGCAAGAUGAGGAAUUACUUCCUAUAUGGGCGCUUAAGGAAGUCUUCGGACACACGCUCCAGCACCUCGCUGUGCUCCGAGAGCAGCGAGUCAUCGUCCAGAGGAGGCAGCCUCAGCCCCACUGCUGGCAUCAGUGUUGUGGUGUCUGACCUUUCCAACUCCCCCAGCAACAGCAGCAACCUGACUGCAGAUAACAGCCCAGAGCAGACAGUAGCCCCCUCACCGCAGGUCUCCCCAGACAGACACCUGUUUUAUGAUGAGGCAUGUGACGCCAGCAUCCCACUAGCUCUAUCUGCAACCACCAAUGUUGAUGGUCUCAUUCUUCUGCCCUCUGUCUGCGUGAACGGGAAUCCAGUGGAAACGUCUCCCCUCACUCACCAACCCCCAUCAUUGAUACUACAGCAACCCAAGCCACAGAUACAGAUCCAGCAAGAACCAACCAAAACCCCACCUCAGACAAGUCCACCAGAGAAAGCCAUACUGACUGGGGCCCAGACAGCUCAACCCUCAGAGCCCAAACACCCACCCGGGCCUGAACCUCAGGUUCAGCCACUGAAGGCUGAGUUUAAGCCCAGCAGGCCUGAGCAUCAGUUCCCUGCCCUAGGGGUUCUGCAAAAGGGCUCGCCACUCUCCCUGUCCUUGCAGAACCUCUCUCGCCGUGGGGAGGAGCAGCAAGGUGGAGGCCCUCUAGAUGGCCGCCGCUGGUCCUUUGAUAAACCUGGUGAAAAGGAGAAAGCCGCCAUCGCAGCGGAGCUGGAGCAUGUGGUGUUUGUGGCUGAUGAUGCAGUGGAGGCGACCGGUACUGUGAGCGAGACAGAAGUUCACAGUAAAAAGAGGCGGGGCUUGUUCUCACAUGGACGGGUCGAAUCUGCUGGCAAAGGGCAAGGGGCAGGCAAAGACGAGACAGGCCACACCCAAAAUAUUGCUGAAGGAAAACAGAGAGGAUGGUUCACCUCUAAAGACACGUACAGUAAACCAAGCCAGCUGGUGUCUCAUCAGAACGACUUCACAACUAUUACCCUUUCAUCCCUGACCCCCAGUGGCUGGUCACAUGCCAUGGCGGACCAACAGACUAACCCAUUCACUUCACCCCCAUUCCCCUCUCCUGACAACCCUUUCUUCUCGACACUUCAGCAGAAUCCUUUUUUCCAAGAGCUGCAUACUGUUGCUCCUUUAACUCCUGCUUUGCCCUCUUUCUUUAGCCCAGACCACUGCCAACUUGAAGCACCUCCCUCCUUUCCAUGUAACCCCACCCCUUUUGUGGAUUUAGCAAAGACUGGAAGUACAAAGGGAUGCCCAGUGGAUGAAGCACCACAAAUGUCUACAAUGUCUGAUAAAAUUGAUUUAUCAGGUGAUGGAUAUGUAAGCCCCAUUAUUUAUACGGAGUGGGAUGAAUUUAUUGAUGAUAGGCUGAAGACCUUAGAAGAUUUAAAGGAUGACACUCAGAAGAUGACUACUCUCCCUCCUAGCCAGAUCAAAUCAACAGACCAAACAUGUGCUGAUGGUAGCUUUACAUUGUCCAAUAUGGAUGAUACUGUAGUAAAUGUAAAUAACAUUUCAUCAUCAGGCACUUUGAUUGCAGAUGAUUUAAGCUCUUUUACUACACUUGCUCACCUUCCAGGAAGUAAAGCUAAUUAUUUAUCCUCCAACACUUGCAAUACAGAAAUUUGCAAUAAUUUUGUAACUCAGGAAGCUCCAGAAUCUGUCUGUGGUUCAUCCUUACUUCAGAACUUGAACAUGGAGUCCUCUGAACUGAAUGCAUUGGCCUACCCUUCCUCUGCACUCUUGAGCUGUUCUGUGAAUAAAGACAAAGCCAGUGCAGUUUCAGAAACAGAGCUGUCUCAGCUCCCAUCCCAGUAUAAUGCAUCAUGUAGUGAAUUAUCCAUUUUUCCUGGGAGUCCUGAGGCAUCAACACAUAGCAAUGCAUCUUUAGAUUAUUUAGGGCUUAUAAUGAAUGAGAAACCUGAACAUGAUGCUUUCAAGUGCAUUUCCUCCCAAAUUUUAAUAGAUGAUGACACUGCUGGGUCUGCCAAAACUCAUGAGACAUCUGUGCUGUACUGUAGAGAUCUGAGCUCAGAUGAUGCCUUAGAACCUUCUACUGUAAUGACAUCUGGCUCUCUAGGCAGAGAUCAUGACAUCCUGGCCCCAAAGUCCUUACAGACAGGGCUGAGCCACUUCAAACCAGAGGACAGUACUACAGCAAGUAAAGGAGAGCCUCAACUGAAAGAAUCUGUCAUUGAAGAUGGAUCAUGCUUGGAUGCUUCUCUUCCUGCCCUUAAUACAGAGCCGUUACAAUUUUGUACCUUCAUGCCAAAAUCUGAGGCUUUGGUGAGAUGUGACCCUACACAUGAGGCCAUUCCUGUUACAAAUGAAGCAAUACUAAAAUGUCUCUCGGCGGACAUGAUGCUAACUGAUAGUUUCGUACAAGAGAAAACCAUGUCAAAGGUUGAUGCUCUUCAGGAAGUGAUGGGAGGGCCAGAAAAAGAAACUGUAAAAUUAGACCCUCAAAUACGUCAAGUGGAUAAUGAGAGCAACCCAUCAGAGCCUCAUUCAACACACCAUGUGCAGCCAGAUGCGUCAGCCAUGGCAACAUAUACUUCAGAGGGACCAGAGGUAUUUACAGAGUCUUGCCAGUCUACUGAGAGUAUACAUGGGUCUGAUUUUGUGUCAGAAAAAACCUCCAGCAUUACCCAGGAUGCAGUUAUCACAAAUUUGCUCAUGGAAAAUAAUGUUUUGCCGCAUCAUGCUGGGACACACACUGUUGACACAAGUCCGAUCGCACACACUGUGCCUGUGGAAACUUUCAUAAAUGCUGAACUGUGUCCUGAUCCUACUGAGACUUCAGACAGAAGUAUUAAGACACAGACUGCAGCUACUGCUGCUGUGUCUAACCCAAUGAUACCCUGCUUGGACAGCAGCACACUUUGGCCUUUUACAGUUCAACCACCUGAGCUGCCCACAGGGAAUGAACCUAAUCUAAAUUCCCCCUUCUUAUUGCUAGACAGCUCACCUUUAGCCUUUUCCACACCGCAUGAAGCAGUAGACACUGAUGUUCUGCCUCUGUUCAGCUUCCCCAUAAAGGGCUCUGCUCCAACAAAUUCAUUGCUAAACACUGUACAAGAUUCUGCCCCCAUUCUCCUUACACAGCCCGAUCCUUAUUCCAAAGAAUUUCAUCAGGUAUCCAGGCAUCUAAGCAGUCCCCACCCAGUGAAGCCACUGACACCCCCAGAUGAGAAGAAGUCAGAAGGUCGCUCCGUGCUGGAAAAGCUUAAAUCCACCAUUCAUCCGGGACGGGGUCACCAUGGAGAUCAGGAACUUGAGAAAAAGCCCCUAGUGGAGGGUGGAGGCUCCUACUACCAUCUAAACCACAGUGAGCUGGUGUCCCUGCUGUUACAGCGUGACACUGAGCUCCAGGAUGAGAGGGAGGAGUAUGAGCGUCGGGGGGUGUUGCUGGAGAAGCGGGAAGUGGAGAUAAAGAAGAUGAAGUUUCUGAUCCGAGACCUGGAGGAUUACAUCGACACACUCCUCGUCCGCAUCAUGGAGCAAACGCCGGCACUGCUGCAGGUUCGCCCCAAGAUGAAAUGAGCUGGAACGUGCUUGGCCAACCUUUCACUAACCCUCCACCAACCUUCCACAAAACGCUGGGCAGAUGCCGCAACCCUGCACCGCUACUGCUAACAUAUAAAUGUAGAGUACAGCAACCGGCAUUGCUAAACAGACACAGAGAAGAUGUUGUAGAUUCGGCAUGCUUCACUGUAUUCAAAUAUACCUGAAACUCUGUGUGGAGGGGUAGACCCCUACCUUGGCAGGAUUAAGGGUUGCCCUACACCCUCUCCAAUGUCUUAUUCAAAUGGGAGAAAAUUGACUGAAUUUGCUUUAACUGAUAUUCACUUCUUCUAGACACCAGAUGUCUGAGAGGUGCAGCUCUUUAGCUAGCUACCAAAACCACCUGCCAAUCAAAGAGGGGUCUGGUCUUUAUGUGCUUGUUUGCAGAAAUUUGGGUGAAUAGAUUCUGAUGUUUGAAAUAACGUUUUACCGAAUUCACUCUUUUUGCUCUUCCUUUCCCAUCACAUUAAUGGGACCUAAUGCAUUUUACAUGUAAUGCUGUGCUGCUUGAAAAGGCUGAUUGUAGCCAUGGCGUGAGACAGAAAAAGGGAGAGAAGCAACAGAUAAAGAAAGCGUAAUCAGUUUUGCUUGCGCCUCCUGCCAUGUCUUCCGCACUUUACUGACGAGCAUAGGAGCAGAGGCACGCACUAACACGCUGGCUUCCGGUCUAUGACCUGUCAGUCCCCUGCCUUCCCCCUCCUUGCUUGAGCCAACAUAUGCACAUCGUUACCAGUGCUUUCAGGUGUAAUAAAGGGGAUAUAUACUGUCCUUAUUGCAUAUAUGCCACUCUGACAAAAUGCCAAAUGCUGCCUUAUAUGUCUCUGUUCUGCUGUUGCUGGAACCAUCACUUAUAUUCAGCACCUGACCUUGUGGUAUGACUAAAAGGGACAGUGCGAUUAAACUUGACUACCCACAGACUGUUAGGUUAAGGCAGAUAAAAUUGGAAGACAUUACUGCUAUGAACAAAUAGAAGUGUUUAAGAACAGAGUGGAGGAGAAUUAUGGAAUGCUGAAUGCCCAAAGUUGCUGUAAUUCAGUGUCAGAGUAUUCCCAGUGCAGCCAUGGCUCUGGUUUGCAUCAGCAUCACUGCAUCAUUACAUGAUGUGGCCACUAUCAGUGUUUUGGCAGUGUAGCACCACGUGUAGGUGUGUGGUAGAUAACUUACAGCACUUUCAAACCACACAUAUGCACACACUUGCACACCCACAUUUAAAAUGGUUCUUCCUCACUGAGAAUAGGAAUUGUAUUGAUUGAACACAAAUAUAUACACAUCCACACUGCACUAGCUCUGUCUCUGAACCUAAAAUAUUUACAGUAUUUGUGUAUUACUGUAAGUCCCAUAGCCCAGCCCAGGUAGAAAAUCAGACAUCGGCAUAAUGCAUUUAAAUUAUUAUUGAUAUGACUAGAAGCACUUAAAGGUUCACCCGCUUUGUCUCCUGUUUAAAUGUGGUCUCUGUCUCUUAGAUUGCAUUGAUGUAUAAAUUGAAUAAUUAGACUUGUGCUGUGUUCAGCUGGGAGCAUUUGAAGCAUUCACGUUAGUCAGAGACUGAAAAGUUUACAGUUCUUAACAAAUCUUUUAUGUUUUAUAUUUCAUAUGUUCUUAUUUGAAGAUUAAUAUUUUCAAGUCAUGUGGCGUUCUAUGCUGUUGUUAUCAUAGCUCACAGUUAUGCAUACAAAAGAUACUUUUUCUUUCUCAUUCCUUUAGCCGUUAAGGCAUUAGAUCUUUUUCUUUCUCAUUCCUUUAGCUGUUAAGG
Messenger RNA from Electrophorus electricus (electric eel), 6553 nucleotides. RefSeq names its product RAB11 family interacting protein 5a (class I) (gene rab11fip5a). NCBI's taxonomy places the organism in Eukaryota, Metazoa, Chordata, Actinopteri, Gymnotiformes, Gymnotidae. Gene Ontology annotation, molecular function: small GTPase binding. Gene Ontology annotation, cellular component: phagocytic vesicle; recycling endosome; mitochondrion. The record is from RefSeq and is a predicted model, not a curated record. Gene Ontology annotation, biological process: regulated exocytosis.